UUUCACACCAAUAAGGCCUGUCUUUUUCCCCUUGGUUAUCUAUUCUCACUGUUCUGCUACUAAUCAAUUUUAUUGGUUGGAUGCAGAUUUCGGCAAUAGCAACAUUAGUCUUUGUCUUUGUGUGCAACUUCGUCCUUGGUUUUCUGCCUUAUGUAGACAAUUUUGCCAGCACUGGAGGUUUUAUAUCAGGAUUCCUUCUUGGAUCUGUUUUUCUACUCAGCCCUCAGCUCCAACCAGUAGCUCCAAAUAAAGGUGGUAUUGUUGAGUAUGGUGUCAAAAGUUACAUCAACUUAAAGUUGAAGAAAAAGCUGGACAGACCGGUUCUCAGGAUUGUUUCUCUUAUCCUCUUCGGCCUAUUAUUGGCUGGUUGUCUUGUGGUAGUUCUUCAUGGAAUCAACAUCAACAGUUAUUGCACAUGGUGUCCAUAUGUGGACUGUAUCCCUUUUACAAGCUGGCACUGCAAAGACACAGAAGCCUCUUGUGAGACAAUGGUGAGCAAUGCUCAGCUGACAAUGACCUGUAUAGGGAAUGGCAACUUCAGGGUCUAUCCUUUUACCAACAUUUCUCGGGCAAGGAUGAAUGAUUUGUGCAAUCUGAUAUGCUGACGGGACAAGUUGUUUCAAUGAUUCUUUUAGCCCCGAAUUACCAGGAAAUUCUGGAUAGCUUAUAUCUUAACAAGUUGUCGUAUCCUUUUUUCUAAAUGUAAAGAAAUAGAGUAUAAUUAGAAGCUCGAGAUGUUUGAUUUGACCCAAAUUGAUGCAACAGUUUGCGGAGCAUGUCUUUGGUUGUAAAUACCACAAGAACACCUGGGUGUAAAAUUUGUAGUCCAUGGGCAAGAUGAAUUCUUUUCAUGCUGGAA
Messenger RNA from Vigna angularis (adzuki bean), 859 nucleotides. RefSeq names its product RHOMBOID-like protein 8. Bases 81 to 605 code for a protein of 174 amino acids. The transcript has 3 exons. Gene Ontology annotation, cellular component: membrane. Lineage: Eukaryota; Viridiplantae; Streptophyta; Magnoliopsida; Fabales; Fabaceae. The record is from RefSeq and is a predicted model, not a curated record. Gene Ontology annotation, molecular function: serine-type endopeptidase activity. Gene Ontology annotation, biological process: proteolysis.